Molecule: messenger RNA, 1832 nt
Organism: Hyalella azteca
Lineage: Eukaryota; Metazoa; Arthropoda; Malacostraca; Amphipoda; Hyalellidae
Product: short-chain dehydrogenase/reductase family 9C member 7
Exons: 7
Coding region: 427-1602 (391 amino acids)
Molecular function (GO): oxidoreductase activity
Source: RefSeq, a predicted model, not a curated record
CAACGGUCAAACCCUACCAGUCCUUGGUUAAUGUGUCAUGGCCGCACCAGCGAAUUUAGAUGAUGACUUUUUUUAUCGAGUUGGGUGCAAAAACGGACUGGAUUGUGCAGGAAGAUCAAUGGAUUAGUGAUACACCUGAUGCUCAAAAUUCUUGCAGUAUUAAUAUAUAAACACAUGACUCUCACUUGAUUUUAGGGAAGAAUAAAAUAGGGUCGAAUUAAAAACAAAGGGAAAUUGGACAAGACAGCAGGUUUAUGAUGAUAUUUACAUCGAAUUGAUAGAACAUUAUUGUUUUUUAACUUUUUAAUGGAGUUAGUCUGUUUAUAGCAAUACAUUCCUUGUCUCAGCACUAACACCCAAGUCAAAUAAUGGCCACGAGUCUGCAUCAAAGAAAGUUGUUUAAAAAAUUAAUGAAUAAAUUAAGUAAUGUUAUUUAUUCCGCUCAGCUGCUGCAGUUAUACCCACUCAACAAUGGUUCGGAUCACCGUAUGGCAGAACCAGUGGCACUUUCUGGGAGCCUUUAGUGUGAUUAGUUUUAUUGUGUGGAAUCUCAGCUGGAAUUUUGUAGUGAGUGCAGCAGCAACAGGCUGUUUUAGUUUGUUACUUGCAGUUUUUUAUGUUAAAAUUCGCGAAAUAUUCUUCAUCGAGAAGAAGCUCCUCGACAACCUUGAAUCCAAGGCUGUCCUCGUUACAGGUUGUGAUUCUGGCUUCGGCAUCUUGUUUGCACGGCGGCUCGCUGACUUAGGAUUGUACGUGUAUGCAACUGUGAUGUUUCCUGAGAAAGAAAACGCCCUGGAGUUGGCCCAACACAAGAACAUCGAAAUCGUGAAACUUGACGUGACGAAACAGGACAACAUCGACGAGCUUGUCCGGUUUAUUUCUGAAGACCUUAAGAAAAAUGGCCGCCAGUUCUGGUGUCUGGUGAACAACGCAGGAGUAGCGUUGUACUCUGACCUAGAGGUGGCAAGCAUGGAUCAUUUCACGAGCACCCUGGACGUGAACACCGUGGGGCCGCUGAGGAUGUGCAAGAGCUUCCUACCCCUCCUCAGGGCGGGCGGCCAGGGCAGAAUUGUCAAUAUUGCGUCACAGGCCGGCAGGUUCACAGUACCGUUCACAACUGCGUACAGCAUGAGCAAGGCUGCGCUCAUCGCAUUCAGCGAUGGUCUGAGAAGAGAACUUACGCCAUGGAACAUAAGCGUCAUCACAAUAGAGCCAUACUUCUACCAGGCAGCGAUCUCAUUACAGUACACAAUAAAUUUGAUUGUGGGUAACUACCUGCGAAUGUGGGACUCAGCGCCCGAGGAGGUGAAGGAGGCGCUGGGCGAGCGUUUCAGGGACGCUCGCAUCCAAGGUCUUAUGGAAUUUUGCGUGAAAAACCAAAGGACCGAGGAUAAGCUUUACGAAGUUAUCGAUGAUUUGGAACACGCCGUGGCGAGCGUUCGUCCUCAGAUCAGCUACAACCCGAGCACGCACGCUAAGUUAGUCACGAUGCUCUUGAAUUGCCUGCCGUUGGAAGUACAAGACUUCCUCCUAACGCCGGUCAUCGAAGAAAAGCCCCGGAAUAUCAUCAUUUCAAAAAUGGAAUCUCGUCAGCGCUCGUGAAAAUAAACGAGUAUCGUGUUUAUUUCUUACUUUUUUAUCUGUCUAUUAAAAUUAAUCAUUGUUGCACGGAAAUAAUGUUACCUAUAUCAAACUUUCUGAGAUAUUCAAAGGAAACUGUGCAAUGUUUCUGUGUACGCAAAAGUCACUGAACAGAUUGGAAAAUCGCUACGCUCAUCCCAUAACUUGAAAUUUAUGCUAGAAUAAAAAUUUGAACUUCGCUUAGUGAAUUA